UGAUGAUUGAUGAAGCAGAUGAGUUUGUGGUAGGGCCACAGAACAAAGUGAAACGCCCUGGAGAACCCAACAGUCCUUUGCUAUCUAAGAGAAGACGGAAUUCAUCCCUACUGUGGAGGAAACCGCAGGCAUCACCUCCUGUAACUAAUCAUGUGGGCGGAAAGGGACCACCCUCUGCCUCAUGGAUCCCAUCUUACCCCAACCUCGUGCACACAGAUACCACUGUCAAUCACGAUGUCCAAGGGAAGAUGGAAAAUGGCCAAAUUCCAUCCAACAUCUUCGUGUCCAAAUCUGCCUCAGCAGAGCUGGUGAAUUUGGCAGCAGAAAGCACUCCACCCAACCAACUAGAUUUCCUGUCUGAUGACUUUGUUAGUCUCAGGAGAGAUGGCCUGAUUCACAAACCUGGUAGUAAUGCCCUUGCAAGUGGAACCAAAAACAGCAAUGUCUCUGUGGAAGACCGAAAAGUCUCAGCUGCAUCUACUUUGGGAACUAUGCCAAAUGUAUUGCAAAUAACUCCUGCUAUGGCACAAGGAAUCAAUGCUGACAUAAAACAUCAGUUAAUGAAGGAAGUCAGAAAAUUUGGAAGAAAGUAUGAAAGGAUUUUCAUUUUACUGGAAGAAGUACAAGGACCUCUGGCAGUCAAGAAACAAUUUGUUGAAUUUACCAUCAAGGAAGCUGCACGGUUUAAAAGACGAGUUUUAAUUCAGUACCUAGAGAAGAUAAUAGAAAAAAUAGACAGUCACCACUUUCUUAACAACAUUAAUUACAUCAACAGCAGAUCAUUAUGUUAGUGCAAAGAUCAAGGAGGAAAAAAAUGGACAUGUUUUCUGUGCUGUAGGAUUGAACAGAAUACUACUGUAGCAUCAUGGAAUGUUUUGACGAAAAGGGACUUAAACUUCCAGAGACCAAGAAAAAUCAGUGGAGCUUUUUAAUUUAUGCUUCCUCAGAAGCAGGACCUGGACUUCUGCCCAAAAACAUCUUCUUGGAAAAUAUAAAUUUGUUGUACCUCCCCCCCAGCUGAGAAAAGUGAUGUUAACUCAGUAGGUCAAGUCCAAUAAAUAUGGCUGCCCCUCCCCCAGGUGAUGAGGCUUCACUCGGUUGAACUUUGCCAGUCCAGUUAUUUCAGGAGUAACUAGGGGCCACUUUUGGUUGAAGCCUCACUUGUGGUCUUACUGUAUCCUGAAAAACUAGGCGUUCAGAACCCAAUCUUGUAUGUGCUGAACAAAAUGUCCAUAGUUCAGAGUCGUGCCUUUUAAGCCCAUGCAGGAUAUUUUGAAUCAAAGAGUAAGAAAGCUGCUAUUCCGGUAACUUAUUUUUCUGUGGGAGGGGCCAGGGAGAGUCACUAAAACAAUCUACCUCCAACUCUUUUCAGUUUUGUCUAGAGAUAUGACAAGUGCGCCUGAGACCAUCCCAACCCCUGAAUUGUCCUUGUCUGUGACGGCAGAAAGUUUUUGGGUGGACUUGUACAUUCUGUGCUUUGGAAGCACUAAAAGAUAAAAAAAAUACUGUAUAUAUAUAUAUUUCCUUUAAUGUUUAUACAAAGGUUUAUAUUGAGCAGUAUUGUUAUGUUUGUAUUAAUUUGAAAAUAUAUAUAUAUAAAUGUACAAAGAGAUUUUGACUUUGAAUAAUGAAAUAAAUCAUUUUAUUGAUUUUCACAAACGUGUUUAAUAGUAGAUGUAUUAAUGCUAAUACCUAGUUUUGUCUUGCUUAUGAGUUGUUAUUACAGUAAUAAAAUAAAAUUCACACUACUAAGCUAAUCAAUCUGACAUAAGGAUUGAAACUUCAAAACAUCACACACAGAACUGAGUGGUCAUGGUAAAAAUCACAGGGUGGUAUAUGCUAGGAGUCGAUUUUUUCCAAGAGCACCGAAGAAAGCAGUCAGGUUUUCUGAACAAAAGGUUUACAGCAACAAGAAAAUUCUGGAUUAAGAAGAAAGCCAUUGUAACAUGAUAGGAGAGCUUUGUGGUAUUUUAUCAACUUCUUCACAGCCAUCUUGAAGAUGGAAGUCAACAUUUCAAGUGUGGGUUUCUGAGUGUGUGUGUGUGUGUGUGUGUGUGUGUGUCCUUGUUUGUGCACCAUUUCACCACUACCAAACUGUU
Molecule: messenger RNA, 2099 nt
Organism: Erinaceus europaeus (western European hedgehog)
Lineage: Eukaryota; Metazoa; Chordata; Mammalia; Eulipotyphla; Erinaceidae
Product: integrator complex subunit 6-like
Exons: 4
Coding region: 3-791 (262 amino acids)
Biological process (GO): snRNA 3'-end processing
Cellular component (GO): integrator complex
Source: RefSeq, a predicted model, not a curated record